Messenger RNA from Mugil cephalus (flathead mullet), 2380 nucleotides. It is a transcript of the gene anp32a, whose product is annotated as acidic (leucine-rich) nuclear phosphoprotein 32 family, member A. Gene Ontology annotation, biological process: regulation of apoptotic process. The transcript is spliced from 7 exons. The record is from RefSeq and is a predicted model, not a curated record. Gene Ontology annotation, molecular function: histone binding. Lineage: Eukaryota; Metazoa; Chordata; Actinopteri; Mugiliformes; Mugilidae. Gene Ontology annotation, cellular component: nucleus. Bases 366 to 1130 code for a protein of 254 amino acids.
CACACACUUCCGUGUAGGUGCAGGGUUUAUUUGUGACGGUUACAAUAUUGACGGUCCCUCGGCUGUAAAAACGAUACAGUAAAUAUUAUUUCCAUGUAAACUUAAGUUAACAAACAACCAAACUUCGACAACAAAACCCCACCCAAUUUUAUAAGGGCGGCUCCAUUGGCCGGAGCGUCUGUAGAUCCGUUCCCUCUUUAUUUCUCGCGUCCCAUUGGCCGGCGGUGACGACAAUCCUGCGCCCUGCUCCCGCCCACCGAGCGGAUCAAGUUUGAAUGAACAACAGCAGUCUGCUCCGGAGGUGGUAGUUGCAUUUGCAGUAAUUAUUAAAAGUGUGUAUCGUGUCGCGGGCGCGCCGAUCCAGGAUGGACAUGAAGAAAAGAAUCCACCUAGAGUUGCGGAACCGCACUCCGUCAGAUGUCAAAGAACUUGUGCUAGACAACUGUCGCUCAAAUGAAGGCAAGAUCGAGGGUCUAACGGACGAAUUUGAGGAGCUGGAAUUCCUAAGCACAAUCAACGUUGGUUUGACAACAGUUGCCCACUUGCCGAAGCUAAAUAAACUCAAAAAGCUUGAACUCAGCGAUAACAGGAUCUCAGGAGGGUUGGAAGUUCUGGCAGAUAAGUGUCCCAACCUCACGCAUCUCAACCUCAGUGGCAACAAGAUUAAAGACCUCAGCACAAUAGAACCGCUGAAAGAGUUGGGGACCCUGAAGAGUCUAGAUCUGUUUAACUGUGAAGUGACAAACCUGAACGAAUACAGAGACAAUGUGUUCAAGCUAUUACCCCAGCUCACGUACCUGGACGGGUACGACAAAGACGACAAAGAGGCGCCGGACUCCGACGCCGAGGUGUACGCGGAGGGCUUGGACGACGACGAGGAAGACGAAGACGAUGUAGACGAGGAGGAGUACGACGAGGACGCGGCACCGGGAGACGAGGAGGAGGAAGAGGGAGAGGAGGAUGAAGAGGAGAAUGAAGAGGAGGAAGAGGAGGACCUCAGUGCGGAGGAGGAGGAGGAGGAAGAUUUGAACGACAGAGAGGUCGACGACGAGGAUGAUGAAGAAGAGGAGCGAGGUCAGAAGAGAAAAAGGGAACUGGAUGAAGAAGGGGAGGAGGACGAAGACGAUUGAGAAUCCUCUCGAAGCUAAGUUGUGAACUGUUUUAAAUUCGUAUCUCCCAACAACCCCAUGUAUUUUUCCCCCUUCCCCAGCCCCAGUUUCAUAUUGCAGUAGGAGUGCUUUUUGUUAUCGGCCAGUCAGGUAGACAGACAGACAGACGGGGUGUCCUGGAGGAAAAAAAAAAAAACAAAACAAAACAAAAAAACACAAAGUAAAAUUUCUGUACCUUUGAUGCUCCCGUGUUCCAGUCUUUACGGUCCACUUUUAACGGCUCUGUGGGCACCGGUUUUGUAAUAUCAAAUAUUAGCAAAGAUAAAAAAACCUUUUUUGAGAAAUGUUUUUGUUUUCUCACCGUUUUGUGUAAGACCAGUUUCUGAUGUAUUUUAAGAUCCCCCCUCCCCUCCUUCAAAAGAAAAAAAAAAACAACAAAAUGAAACAAAAAAAAGAGUGCAUGUCUAAUACAUUUUAAAGUCAACUACUGGAUUUCAUGUAUGGCUGUCCUCUCCUCGUCUUAAACUUAUUUUUUUUCUGCAUUGUAUUUUAUUUUUAUUUUUUAAAUGUAAGUUAUGUGUUUGUAGUGUCACCAGUAUGCCAAUACUCUCUGCUGUCCUGGUGUGAAACUUGUGUCUGAACAUGCACAGUGUGACCCUCGCAGGGCAUAUUUUUAAAUCAUAGCAAAAAAAUGUCUGCCCUUGUCAAAGCUGCUCCUCCUCCUCAAACCCUCAGCUUUGAUAGUUCGGAAAUUACGUGUUCUUGUAAAUAAUGACCAAAUCUAUUUUUUUGUAUUCUCUUUGAUGACGGCAGACAUUGAACAGACAACUGAAGUGAAACUAUGAAUUGUAAUAAGAUAUUAAAUAUGUAUGCUGCUUUAUUCUAAAAAUACGCAGUGUGAAAUUUCUUGAAUUUGAACAUAACUUUGUAUGCAUAAUCUUUCCAUAAAGAGAACAUCAGAGCUCAUUAUUUUCCAUGUUCUUUUCUGUGACACACAGGUGGCAAUGUUUGAAUUUGUGGUGGUAGUGUAGAAGAAGUGCUUGAUAUAAAUGGAGGUUACAGCCGCAACUUAUGUGCAUUGAAAAUUUAUUUGUUUCAAAGUGUAAACUCUGGAAAACGGUCAGUUAUUUGGACUUUGUUUUCUCUAGUGUACGCAAUGGUCAAAUUGGCCUACCUCAGUGAUUUUUCACUCUGUUAAAUCCACUGUCAUCAGCCAAAUUCAGUUUCUUUUUUUCUCCCUCCCAUUCACUUCAAUAAAUCCCUUUUAUAUA